AUGAUGAAAUCUUUUGCUAGUGUGGUCAGCACUGAAGUGAAACAUAGUGCUAAGAUCAUCAAUGAAGAUCUUAAAAAUGUCCGAAAAACACUAAAUGAUGUUGCUGAUGCUAAAGAAAGAGAGGCUAAUGCGAUGCUGUUCAGGCUGGGAGAAGGCCUUGUUGACAAGGAUCGGGUCAUAAAAAUGAUUGCAAAAUUGACUGAUGACACUGUCAACGGAAAAAAUAUACUGAAAGUUUUUAGAUUGGGUAAGAGAGGUGAAGGAGUUGUCAGGCCAAUCCUCAUCAUGUUUGAUGAUGUAAAAAGCAAGGAAUAUUUCUUUACCAAUUUGUACAAACUCAGAUCUUUGAACGAUGAUUUUGCACACGUCAAAUUGAGUCAUGAUUUGACUGUUGAUCAGCGCAAGGAGCUGAAAAGAAUUUUAGAUGAUGCAAAGGCGAGAGAAACCAACUGUAAAGAGGGUUUUUUAUACAGUGCGAGGGGAGGUGGGAAGGUGGAAAAUAGUGAAAUUUCCGGCAAAAAAAGAGUCAAAUUAAUAAAUGGUAGAGUGGGUUCGUGCUUUGAUUUGUUUGGAUUAGUUAAAAAUAAAUUUCAUCACCUAACAAACAAAGGAUCUAAUGUUAAAUACAAUGUUACGAUUGGACUGUUAAAUGUCAGGUCAAUUUCAAAGAGGGUAGAUGAUGUUCAUGGGUUACUUUGUGAUGGGUUGGAUAUACUGGUUUUAACGGAAACAUGGCACGGGUUGGCUGGAAAUAUUUCUAUCAAUCUGGCCAUGCCUGCUGGAUAUCAGUUUGUUGAUUUUGUUAGGCAGCAUGAUCCAGGUCACGGUGGUUUGAUAGUCUACUUUCGUAAAGAAUUCAAGUACAAAAAAAUAAUUCUUCCACAACUUACUACACUUGAAGCUGUUGCUAUCCAAUUUUGGGUCAACGGAAGUAUAUUCAUUCUGAUUGCUAUAUAUCGACCUGGCUCAGCACAACUGUCUGUUUUAUUUUUUCAAGAACUGGUUUCAGUUUUAAAGCAGAUUACAGUCUUGGGUUCUAACGUUUUGCUCAUGGGAGAUUUUAAUGUACAUCUCGAAAGAACUGAUGAUCCAUAUUCCAUCCGAUUGGGUGAGGUAUUUGAAAUCUUCCAGUUAGUCAACCACAUUAACGAACCAACACAUGUGUUGGGUGGUACUUUGGAUUUGGUAAUCAGUUCUUGUGACUUUCCUGUUACCAACAUAAAAAUAUUUCCAAGCGGAGUGAUGUCUGACCACAGUUUAAUAACAGUUGAAACAUUGAUUCAGACAUUUCGUAAAAUAACUGCGAGACAUGUCAGGUCAUGGAAAAGUCUGGACGGAAAUCAACUGGCUAGGGCUGUUUUGGAUUCUCCAGUCUCUGGGCCUUUUCUUCACAGACAAGAUCAACAAGAUUAUAAUGUCUACCAACGUUUUGGUUCCGUCAGCACAUCACAGUCUUGUUACAAAUCUUGUUUCAUUGGCAGAUUUUCCAGAAAUAACAGAAACCGAACUUAA
This is a messenger RNA of Helobdella robusta, 1512 nucleotides long. RefSeq lists its product as hypothetical. The record is from RefSeq and is a predicted model, not a curated record. The transcript has 2 exons. NCBI's taxonomy places the organism in Eukaryota, Metazoa, Annelida, Clitellata, Rhynchobdellida, Glossiphoniidae. Gene Ontology annotation, molecular function: catalytic activity. The coding region runs from base 1 to 1512 and encodes 503 amino acids.